Trichomonas vaginalis G3 is the source of this 636-nucleotide messenger RNA. Its product is annotated as Poxvirus D5 protein-like family. The record is from RefSeq and is a predicted model, not a curated record. Bases 1 to 636 code for a protein of 211 amino acids. The transcript has a single exon. NCBI's taxonomy places the organism in Eukaryota, Parabasalia, Trichomonadida, Trichomonadidae.
AUGACAAACUUAGAAAACAUCUGCGGUAAAUUUAACUCUUCAAUAGAGAAUAUGAAACUUAUAGUAUGUAACGAACUUCAAAGUAUAGAUACAACAAAGGUUUUAAACUCGGAUGCUUUGAAGAGUCUUAUAACAGACAAAGUUGGAGUUGUUGAAAGAAAAUAUAAAGACCAAAGAGUUUGUGAAAAUGUUGCAAAUUUCAUCAUGGUUUCAAACAACGCCGUUCCGAUGAAGUUAGAAAGUUCUGACAGAAGAUAUGUAGUUGUCAGAACGUCAGAAGCUCAUAUGCAAGAUACAGAAUAUUUUGACGACUUAGCAGAAACUUUGACACCUAACUUUUACAACCACUUGUUCUCAUAUUUCAUGACAUUAGAUAUUUCUAAGUUCAAUCCAAGACAAAUUCCACAUACCGAAGAGAGACAAACAUUGUUAGAAGCAAACAAGAGUGUAUAUGAACUGUUUAUAGAUGAGACUGACUUUGAGUGUUUAGAUGAAAGGUCAUUGUACGAUUCGUAUAAACAGUAUUGCCAAGAGUAUGGUUAUAUGGCAGCUUCUAAACGAACAUUCUUGGCAAAUGUCAAAAAUCUUUUAGACGUACAGAAUGGUGUAUAUACAAAGAAAAAUUUUUCUGAGUAA